This is a messenger RNA of Pipistrellus kuhlii (Kuhl's pipistrelle), 5608 nucleotides long. It is a transcript of the gene MARS2, whose product is annotated as methionyl-tRNA synthetase 2, mitochondrial. Lineage: Eukaryota; Metazoa; Chordata; Mammalia; Chiroptera; Vespertilionidae. The transcript has a single exon. The record is from RefSeq and is a predicted model, not a curated record. Gene Ontology annotation, molecular function: ATP binding; methionine-tRNA ligase activity. Bases 76 to 1926 code for a protein of 616 amino acids. Gene Ontology annotation, biological process: methionyl-tRNA aminoacylation.
GUGGCUUGUGCGACAGGAAGGCGUGGCCUGGGCGACCGGAGGGCGGGCCCGGAAGCGGAGGUGGCCAGGCCGCGCAUGCGCGCCUCCCACGUGCAGCGGAGCGCCUCCGCGCCGGCUGGGCUGUUGGGUACCAUGGUUUUCCCGCGGGUUUGUGCUGCGCGGCGGCUCGGACGCGCCGUGGCUCGCGGGCUCUCGCUCCGGGAGCCCUCCCGCCCCCGCCUCUGCAGCUCCGGCCCUCGCGGCGCCCGCGACGAAGCCCCCGAGGCGCGCGCCUACUUCACGACGCCCAUCUUCUACGUGAACGCGGCGCCGCACAUCGGGCACCUGUACUCGGCGCUGCUGGCGGACGCGCUGUGCCGCCACCGCCGCCUGCGGGCUCCCGGCGCCGCCGCCGCCGCCACGCGCUUCUCCACCGGGACGGACGAGCACGGCCUGAAGAUCCAGCAGGCGGCCGCCGCGGCGGGCCUGCCUCCGGCCGAGCUGUGCGAUCGCGUCUCGGCCCAGUUCCGGCGGCUUUUCCGCGACGCCGGCGUCUCCUCCACCGACUUCAUCCGCACCACCGAGGCGCGGCACCGCGCGGCCGUGCAGCACUUCUGGGCGGCGCUGCGGGCGCGGGGGCUGCUCUACAAGGGCCUCUACGAAGGUUGGUACUGCGCCUCGGACGAGUGCUUCCUGCCCGAGGCCAAGGUCAGCCGGCAGCCCGGGCCGGCGGGGGACCCGUGUCCGGUGUCUGCCGAGAGCGGGCACCCCGUCUGCUGGACCAAGGAGGAAAACUACAUCUUCAGGCUCUCCCGGUUCCGGGAGCCGCUGCGGCGCUGGCUGCGGGACAACCCGCAGGCCAUCACCCCCGAGCCCUUCCAGCGCAAGGUCUUGCAGUGGCUGGAGGAGGACCUGCCGGACCUGUCGGUCUCUCGCAAGAGCAGCCACUUGCACUGGGGCAUUCCGGUGCCCGGGGACGAUUCGCAGACCAUCUACGUGUGGCUGGAUGCCCUGGUCAACUACCUUACUGUGGUCGGCUACCCCGGGGCCGAGUUCGAGUCCUGGUGGCCCACCACCUCUCAUGUCAUAGGCAAGGACAUCCUCAAGUUCCAUGCCAUCUACUGGCCGGCCUUGCUCUUAGGGGCCGGCCUGAGCCCACCACACCGCAUCUAUGUCCACUCCCAUUGGACCGUCCGUGGCCAAAAGAUGUCCAAGAGCUUGGGCAACGUAGUGGACCCCAGCAGUUGCCUCGACCGCUAUACUGUGGAUGGCUUCCGCUACUUCCUCCUGCGCCAGGGCGUCCCCAACUGGGACUGCGACUACUAUGAGGAGAAGGUGGUGAAGCUGCUGGACUCCGAGCUGGCAGAUGCGCUGGGAGGCCUCCUGAACCGAUGCACUGCCCAGAGAAUGAACCCUUCGGGGACCUACCCGGCCUUCUGCGCCACCUGCUUCCCCAGGGAGCCGGGGCUGGCGGGGCCCUCAGCCCGCGCCGGGGCCGAGGACUAUGCCCUGGUGAGUGCCGUGGCCGCCUUGCCCAGGCAGGUGGCGGACAACUACGCGGACUUUCAGAUCUACAAGGCCCUGGAGGCAGUGUCCAGCUGUGUCCGGCAGACCAAUGGCUUUGUCCAAAGGCACGCGCCCUGGAAGUUGAGUUGGGAGAGCCCAGUGGAUGCUCCCUGGCUCGGUACUGUGCUCCACGUGGCCUUGGAAUGUUUGCGGAUCUUUGGAACUUUGCUGCAGCCUGUCACCCCAAGCCUGGCUGACAAGCUGCUGUCCAGGUUGGGAGUCUCUGCCACAGAGAGGGGCCUGGGAGAGCUCGCCUUCUUGCCUCGAUUCUACGGACAUCCCUGCCCUUUUGAAGGGAGAAAGCUGGGACCGGAAACUGGGCUCUUGUUUCCUCGACUGGACCAGUCCAGGGCCUGUCUGGUGAAAGUCCAUAGGACCUAGAACCCAAUUCUUGUGGUUUAUGGCUGUGGUAAAAGAGCACGUGUCAUUGUGCAUUUCAGGAAAGUCAUAUUAAUGUUUUCUUAAGUGUUGCAUCAAAUGAGCCCCUAAGUGAUGAUGUCCCUGUGAAAAGAGGUUCAAAACCUUUCAGGUGCCAGCCCUGGCUCUGUUUUCUCUGCCCAUUCAUUAACCACUGCCCUUUGUAUGCCGGUGUCUCUAGGGGAAAGAUGGGUAGGAGACCGCUUUGCUGAGACCAUUCUUUCUAAGGUGCCUCCUUCCAAACCACAGUUCGGUUAUCUGCCCAGACUACCUCUCAUGGCUUGUGUUCCACUGUCUGGGCCCGCCGGGAAUCAGAGUUGGGGUUGGAGGCCCUUUACCUCAACUUUAAGCCCUACUUUGUUAUAUAUGUUGGGUUUCCUGUUAAAAAGAUUCGUUUAUUAACCUUUAACGAGUCAGUGUCCUAGAUUAGAUGAUCAUCCAUGUUUAUAUUUUCAGUUCUUAAAAUCAUGACUCCUUAUACUCUUAAUAUUAGCAGUCCAAUAGUUGUGCUUUGUAACACUACACUCCAACCAGUAGAUGGCUCUAGUCUCACAUGUGGAAUUAGGACGGAGGUUCAGUCUCUAGAAGGAAUUUGUUUUCUGUUUUCUAAUUUUGCAGAAUUUAAGAAAAUUUUUAUUGCUUUUCUUAAAAUGAGGGGUAACUGCAACCACUGCUGUUUUAUAGAAAGCCAUAAAAAAGAAUCCUCAGUUUUCUUCAGACUACUGAAAAAGGACAUUUAGUCUAAUUACAUAUUUAGUAUACCAGUAUACUAAAUAUGUAUAUCAUGUUUGUUUGGACUAUGAUAAAUUAUAAAGCUCUCUUGAGGUACUUGGUAUGUUAAAAGUUUUAAACUUUAAUAACAGUAAAUUUAGAGGUACGAUUUAAAAAAUCUCAAGUUGUUCAAAAAGGCAGUAUUUAUAUUUUUUAGUCAUUUUAUUCACAUACAGAAUUUACCUUAUGAUUUUUUUUGGGUCAACAUCGCUAAUACAAUACAGAAAUUGUAGAAUUGUUACUAUAAAUGUUAAUACAUUUACUUUUAAGUAGUUUUUCUGAUUAUUUCUUAUGCUCUUUUAACUUGUUAUUAAAGUUUAAAAGUUUGUAAGUACCUUACUCAGAUACGUACUGUUGCAUUUGUUGAAGGUGAUGGUGAAAGGAGGAAUGAUCAGUGCUCCAAGAAUCUCAAACUGGAUGCUGGGAUCUCUCCAAGGCUCCAUAAAAACACAGAAAAGACGUUAAGGUAUUAAUUAUACGAGGACUGCACACAGUGAACCAGCAUUCUAUCUGACAGGUGAUUGAUUGGACAGCCAGGCCAAAGUUGAAAGUGAGAACUGGAAAUAUCCAUUCUAAGCCUGGUAGCAAGCAGAGAGGGCUCAUUUGAAGCAAAUUAUUAGGUUGCUGGUUUCCAGAUUUAUUCUGUGUGCUACUAUUUAGCUCCAGUUUCCAUUGAGAGAUUUGUUUGCUUAGAGGUAUCCUAAAGUGGAAGGAUGUUUUGACAAAUGUUCCUUCAGACCUGGAUUUUCCAAAUAACAUAUUCCAGUUACCUGCUGGGAUUCAUAGGUCAGGUUACUGGGGCCUAGGAUCGAGUAUAUCUCCUAGAACUGGCCGGAGCAGAGUAGUGAAAGACAUGGGUUAUAUUCACAUGAAGGAAAAGAGACCUAUAACCAGUGCAUUGAUAACCUCUGCCUUUGCAGUGUCCGUGAAUGGUCUCACAGUUCCUGUCAUGAAUGGAGAGACAGUGUCUUCCACUUGAUGGAGCUUUCCUGUGGCCUAGUGCUGGUCCAUACACUGGACCUUUGCUUUGCUUGCUGGGUGUUAAUGGGGUUCCUUUUUGCCGUCUGUCACUUGCGCAGGCAUUUUAACUGGCUACCAGAAUAUCUGUGGAACUGGAGGGCAUAAAAAAUAGGGAUUCAAAGAGGAGAAGGUAUUAAAAAAGACAAGAUACUGUGAAUGAAAGGGGUGAUAUGGGAGAUGAACCAGUUUGAUUUUCUGUAGGAGGUAAAGCAGAUAGCCUUUGGGUACUGGAUGUAUUCAGUUUGAUCCAGCACUUCAUUGGUAAGAAUGGCAGGUUGAGGAGAGGUAGAACUUAAAACUGAAGGACAUAGCACUUCCAAGAGAGGGCAUCCUAGCUACUUGGGAGGAGAUGUUAAACUUGUAGACAUCUAAGAACUGUUAACAGCUUAUCUGGCAUCUUUGGGUCCCUUGACCAGAAAAGUGCCUCCCAAGUAAUCUGAGCCCUCAGCUUUCAUUGUAGGCUAUUCUUGGAGACAGUGUUGCAGGAGGUUCACCUGACAGCACUGAUCAGGUGUUCACGGGAUGUCCAUUACAGUGAUAAACUAUCAACUUGGUAGACUACAUUCCUGUCUAUGAAGUCAUGCAGGAAGUUGUGGGCAAUGGUCAGUAUAUGUUAAGUGGCACCAUUCGAUAUUAGAGGGUUAUUCCACAAGUGAACUCAUAGGUCAGGCACCUUUGAAACCAGGAGAUCUGUGGCUAUAUGGAGGUCAGGAAUAGACAGGAAUGCUCAGCUGGCGUGGCUCAAUGGUUGAGCAUCGACCUAUGAACCAGGAGGUCAUGGGUUGAUUCCCAGUCAGGGCACGUGCGCAGGGCUUGAUUCCCAGUGUGGAGUGUACAGAUGGCAGCCAAUCAAUGAUCCUGUCUUUUCUAUCUCUUCCUCUCCCUUCCUCUUUGAAAUCAAUAAAUAUACAUUUAUAAAAAAGAACAGGCAGGAACAAGAAUAGAUACAAUUUCUGAUUUCACUGAAAUCUCAAGUUAUUCUGGAACUAGGCCUCAUUUUUCUUAAGGACCUGGGUGACUAUAGGGGUUGAGAAGAGCCUGAAAAAUUUACAGUUAAGUUGAUCAAGCACUCAAGAUGGCCUCGGCUGAAAUAUGGGCCCUGAGGCACAGGCUAAUUUCUUUUUUUUUGCAGUUGUACCUGUGAAUGGAGCAUAGCUCUUUAGAUUUGGGAAGUUCGAAGACCAAAGUAAAGCCAGUAGUUGGUCAGGUUGUGGGGCUCCAAGUAGGAUGACUAAUAAAGUAACAGGCAGCAUGCAGAAGCAUUCAACAGCUUCCUCCUUGGGCAUAAUGGAAGGAUGGUUUCCUGGAUCUCUCACUGCCCCACCCUACUGAGCUUAGCUGCAGUGUUGGCCUGCAUUAGUGGAACCUUGAGAGAUGGGGAGGCCAUGCCUUCCUGCUACGGUUUGGUCCAUAAAGCUGUAUAAUCUAUAAUUGCCUCCUGGAGGCAAGGCCCCAGAGUACUGGAUAUAGAACCAUCCUUUUUUCAUAUGUUUUUAUUGACUUUUUAGAGAGGGAGAAAAACAUUGAUGAGAGAGGAACACUGAUCAGCUGCCUUUGCACACCCCACACUGGGGAUCAAGCCCCGGACAUGUGCUCUGACGGGGAAUAGAGCCAGUGACCUGGUGCAUGGUUCGGCGCUCAGUCACUGAUCCGCACUGGCCCAGCUGGAAUGACUGUUCCUGUUGGUGAGGUCUAGGGGACUGUGCACCUUGGUGGUCCUUGGCCUUUGCCAGAGUAAAUAAUAUCAGUGGAUCUGAAAGCAUGUGUCUAUUUUUGCAGCAAGGUUUACUGGUUCGGGAAGCUAGCGCACAGAUUAGGGUAACCAAGAGCACAGGUUAGGGGGAUCAGUUCUAGA